AAAAAAGUACCGUUACGAAUACAUUAUUAUCGAACACAUAUUAAAACCAAUUUUUGAAAUGCGUAAAUGAGUCAACAUAUCUAUACAAUUAUACAUCGCUAUGAUGAUAGUUUCCCACUUUUAGAUCUAUUGUUGUAGCUAAGACGACUUAGAGAGACGUAGACCUUAUUAUAUGUACAAUAAACAAAAGGAAAAAAAGAACACCACUUGGCUAGCUGAUCGAUGGUUGCGCCCCGCCCGCCGGUAGCUCGUUAGUUUUAGGCGCAGGACGCGCGGCUGGCGCCUUUCUCGGCCAGCGACGUCCAUGCCCUUUUUUUUUCUUUUAUCUUUCAUCUGGUUGGUUGAAUGGUUGUUUGGGUGUUUUUUUUUUCUCUAUUCUCAUUGGUUAUUUGUGAUUCAAUUUUAAAUUUGAAAUAAUUGAUGUAGUGACAAAAAAAUGAUCAUAUUUUAACGGCCAUAAAAAAGCGGUCAUAUUUUAACGGCCAUAUUUUUUCUUAUAUAUUACAGCACUCUUCAUAUUUUAACGACUAUUUUUUGAAAAAUAAAAUUAUCUCGGAAUUUUAAAAAAAUUACAUCGAAAUUUUUUGUAUUCAAAAGUAAUAACGAACUAUGAAAAAAUUAAAGUGAAAUAUAAAAAUUAGAAGUCAAAUAAGUAUGGUUUAUUGAAAAAAAUUGAAAAAGGGAGGCGAGAAGCUAAAUUUAGCUUUUUGUAGGGUUGUGAAAAUUGGGUUUGGGGAGUUAAAAAGCCAUAUUUGGGUUGGAGUUAGUCUUAUAAUAAAACUAGAGAGUAGUUUUGCUUGCAAGCAGGCGACGACGAAUUGACCCGCCGGCCGGCCGGCUGAGGACGCGGGAAUCACCCCAACAGUUUUGACCAAUGCUGUCAAAGCCGAGCCGGAGUAUGACCCGGUAACGUGAACGGCUCGGUCAUUAGUGGUUCAGCCGGCAUUAGACCGUUUAAAAACCGUUUGAGAACCGGUACAUUAUAAACAAUAUAAUAUCAUAGUAGAACACACAUAAAGUAAUAAUUCAAUGAUUUAAUGAGUAAAAAUGAUAAUUACAGGUACCAUUUAAUAAUUCUACACAACAUAUAUAUACAACAACUAAAAAAAAACCCUAACCUAAUCCUAAGCGACAACGCCGUUUCCCCACCCACUACUCUCCUUCCUUCCGCUUCCCCAUCCCCCCUCCCUCUCUCCUUCCUCCUCUCCCACCGCCGCACCUAUUUUCAUUUUUCAGCCACUAUAGCCUUCUGCAAUUCCUCAAAAAUCCAUCACGUCAUCCUUUCUUAACCCGUAAAUGCUCUUCCUCGUCCCAAUCCGCGAAAUGGCUCGGAUUCAAUCCAAGCCUCUGGUGAGACAGGGCAGCUUAGCGAGGAGCUGCUUGCGACGGUGGCGACGGGAUGGAAGCGCCGGGAGCGGGGAGCUGCUUGCUACAACAAGGACUGGCGAUGGCGAUGCGAUGGCGACUGGGGAUGGCGAUGCCGUCGGGAACGCCGAUGCCGGGACAAGAGGUGUUGACGGCCGAUUCCACGAUUGGCAUUUUCUAUUUUUUUUAGGGUAAAUCAAACGGCCGAACCGCGCGACCGGCUCGACCGGCUCAAGCUGUUAACCGCUUCGGCCGCUCACCGGCCUCUGUAUAAAACCGUGGCGGUUAAAUAGCUGAUCCGAGCCGGUUUUACGGCCGGGUGACGGCUUUGACGGUCCGACCGGCCGGCUCGAUUCGGCUUUGACAGCACUGGUUUUGACAAACUCCUCCCAUAAAAAAUCCACACGUACUAUUUGCCAUUUGGGAGCUUCAUUCUGGAAGCUUGACCUACUACCUUAACCUACCACAUAUACCAAAGAAGAAGAAAAACGACGUUGGAUUUUAUCAACUUAAUUAGCUAGGUUAAGUUUGGUCUCUUCCCAAUACAUUUCUGUCCACACUCGACCUUCUAGAUAAAAAUUGAUCCCUAUCUGGUUGGGUCAUCCACCCUUUUUUUUUUAAAUGCGACGAUUAACAUGAUUAAAUGAUUGCUACGUUUUUAUUAUAUCAUCUCUAAUAACCUCUGUUUUCAGAACCGGACCGGAGGCUGAACCGAAAAAGUUAGUGGUUUAACGGUUCACCGGUUAACCGUUACAAAACCGUUGAUAGAACCGUUAAUGAUAUAUAACAUAUAAGACUUGUAUAUUACGCUAAUUUAAGAAUGAAAUUAUCAUUGACCAUAAACAAGUUAAAAUUCAUAUCAUCACGAAAAUAUCUAAUAAAUCAUUCCAACCAUCACACAAAAGAAACCAUAUUUUUUAAUUCAAAUUAAAAAUUACGGUUCUAGUUGGUAGUAGAGAAUUUAAAAUGGACAAUAAGGUUGAGAAGCAUAUAUAAAAUUAAUAAUUAUGAUUUGAUGGUCUUAGUUUAUGUUAAAAUAUUUUUUUGUUAAAAUAGUGAACCAAUGGACCAGUUAAACCGUGUCGGUUCAUCUGAUUUUAUGUUGAACCGUGAAAAACCAUUUGGUCGAUCAAUAACCGUUCAAACAAUGAACCGGACCGCUAUCGUAACUGGUUUGACGGUUCUACUGGCCCGGCCGUUGAUCCAGUUCGGUUCUUAUAACAAGGCUAAUAACUGAGCUAUCAGGGCAUGAUUAUUUCAACUUUCACACGUACGAUAUGCACUACCGCUGCUUUUGGUUCAUUGCAUUUGUUAAUUAGUUGGUGCGUUAGUUGGGAAUGAAACUUGGUAAUUUGGAAUUAAUGCCUGAUUAAAGCACAAAAAUGGGGUUUGGGUUGGUUAAUUAAGGAUGUGUUUGUUAUCCAAAUCAAUCCGACGGUGAUGAAUAUGGCAAUUAGUUGGCUUUUCCAUGGCUAUAAAAGGGGUUCUAAAGUAUAUGCAUCGGACGGUUGGUUAGGGGUCACCGGAGAUCUCUCUUUGUUUGUUUGUUUGUUUGUUGUUUGGUUGGUUAUUCCUUCCUUGCAAAUAUAUAUGGAAUGGAACAUUCUUGGAGUUUUGAUGAGUUGAUUAGUUCCCUCCUCACCUUAAACAAGAAUAAUGGAGUUAAUGACGAUUUAUUUGGCAAAUUAUUGACAGGUUCAGAGUAACCUGCAGAUAUUAUGAUACAGUUGCUCAAGCGUCCGGCCGUUAAGUACGUGUACUAAUAAUCCACAGGUAAGAGAAAACUAGUUUCACUAUACUUGAAGAUAUUACAGAUUACAGGGAGAUUGAGAAACAACGUGGCCAAGCAGCAAUUCCUUUUCUCUGUGGUAGUGGAAAUAUAACCCGGCCCCUUGGCUGCAAGGUCGUUCGGCCACUGUUACUCGUUCCAAUCAGUAAUGUCAUUCAAAGUUUGGAAGUCAAAAUGGAAGUAAUAUUGAGGCAUAUGCACUAGAGAUUUGUUUAUUAACAUGAACAUGAAUUUAAACAAGGCAUCAUUAGAAAAGACAAACUUGUGACCAUGACUGGCUAGGGAUAUCGAAUUAAAUAGUAAUUAACAGU
Messenger RNA from Linum trigynum, 3465 nucleotides. Lineage: Eukaryota; Viridiplantae; Streptophyta; Magnoliopsida; Malpighiales; Linaceae. The record is from the annotation of a GenBank genome assembly.